AUGAACGGAGCCCGACUGGAAGCCAACCAGUACACCAGCGCCUCCGCCGCUCUCACUGCCUCUCCGGCCGGGGCACACAGCUGCUUCCUGUGCGGGCAACUCCGCGAGGAGUCGUACCAGCGUCUCCACGCUGGUGACGAGCUCGCUAGGAGCAGCUUGUGUGUCUCGUGCCGUGAGAGGUACGGGUUGUGGCGUCAACAGCCGAUUUUCUUCACUUGUUAUUUGGAGACGCUUGCUUCUCAUCCCAACAAUUUCCUACUCUCAUCUAAGUAAUCUUUCACCUCUCGUCCAAACAAUCUUCUAUGGUUUUGGACCGCUUGAUAUUCCAUCCGGAUAGUAUUCGGCUUUUGAACUUAGCAU
Messenger RNA from Podospora pseudocomata, 360 nucleotides. RefSeq lists its product as uncharacterized. NCBI's taxonomy places the organism in Eukaryota, Fungi, Ascomycota, Sordariomycetes, Sordariales, Podosporaceae. The record is from RefSeq and is a predicted model, not a curated record. The transcript is spliced from 3 exons. Bases 1 to 273 code for a protein of 90 amino acids.